Ceraceosorus guamensis is the source of this 836-nucleotide messenger RNA. Its product is annotated as MSF1-domain-containing protein. Gene Ontology annotation, biological process: phospholipid transport. Gene Ontology annotation, molecular function: phosphatidic acid transfer activity. Bases 115 to 702 code for a protein of 195 amino acids. The transcript has 3 exons. The record is from RefSeq and is a predicted model, not a curated record. NCBI's taxonomy places the organism in Eukaryota, Fungi, Basidiomycota, Exobasidiomycetes, Ceraceosorales, Ceraceosoraceae. Gene Ontology annotation, cellular component: mitochondrial intermembrane space.
UCAUCCUUUCGCGGCCUCAUCCGAGCGCACCCUGCCUGUACGUCUUGCCUUCUUCGUUCUGACUAGACGUCAAAGCACGCAUCCAUCGCAUUCUCGUCACCUCAUAAGGUGGAGAUGCCGCAAGCGUACGAGGGUCAUUACGAUCUCCCACACAGUUGGGCCCGAACGGCUCUAGGUGUACUUCACAAGUAUCCCAACACGCAUGCCACGCACGUAGUCAGUCUGGACGUCAUAGAUCAACAAUUGCAACUUGAUCAGCGACCCAACGGGAACGGAGGGCUGCUGGUCAGGCUGGAGAGAAUAUUGGGUGUGAGACAGGGCGCACCAGCCUGGGCUGUGAAGCUGCUUGGAGGUGAUGAAGAGACGUAUGUGAGAGAGGUGGUCAUGGUGGACACUGCAGGACAGAUAGUCGAGAUGACAUCCACCAACAUGUCGCUAUCCCGCUACUUGCUGGUGAAGGAGUACAUCACCUACACGCCAACCUCUGAGCAAAAUCGCAGCACAGCUUUUCAUCAAAGAGCCAGGAUAUUGGCGGGCGGACUCCCUUUGAGCGCCAUGGCUAGAAAAGUGGAAGAUUGGAGCAAAGAUAGGUUCGCUUCCAAUGCUGGCAAAGGCGAAGCUGGUAUCGCAGAAGUUCUCAAAGGUCUGUGGGACGCUGGCGUCUCCGGUGAACUUGCCUCGAGGCACCUUCAUGAGAAGUGAGAUUGAGUCUUGCAUGGACGAGACCGAUACGAAUGUUGAGUCGCAACAACUCAAUCAACCACACCUGGGGCCUGCGGUGCUCCACAGUCAACUACAGGCAUCAAGUUUGGCGUGACGUCGACAAACUUCGAGGG